UGAUUUGCAUGUGAAGUCGACUGCAACUAAGUUUUCAUCGUGUUAUACAUAUAUUUAUCAUCACUGGGCAUAAGAAAUUGGAGUGUAUAGGGAGGGACGAUUAUAUAGUUGAAUAGUUAGAAAUAUUUGGGUGGUCAAAGAAAACCACUAUAUAGUUUGUUGUGUCUCUGUUUUCCCUCAAACAUAGCAAAGCCACAUUCAACAAAUUACAUUCACAUCACACAUCACAUCCUGCGUUUUCUUCCUCUUCAACAACGUAACUUUCACCAAGGGGAUCAAGGUCUAAAUGCAUUCAUGUCUUCCACUCCAAAACAUCUCCGAAAUAUCUCUACAUCAUCAAUGAGAGAUAUCAAUAAUGAAUUCCAUAACUGUAAUUCUCCAAGAACUCCAGGUUUUAUUCGCCAACGAAGGCCUUCACACUCAAACGAGAUUCCUGCAGAGAUAAGCAAAUUAAAUGGGACUAACCAUUUGCUUAUCGAUGACAAAGCUAAGUACAAGUCAAUGUGGAUACGUGCACACUCAUCACUAUGGAUGCUUUUAAGUCUCUUACUUCUCAUAUACUUGGGUCAUCUUUACAUGUGGGCCAUGGUGGUUGUUAUUCAAAUCUUUAUGGCACAUGAACUCUUCAAUCUACUAAGGAAGGCUAAUACUAAUAAUCAAGAUAAACGUCUCCCUAAGUUUAAGUUCUUGAACUGGCAUUUUUUCUUCACAGCAAUGCUAUACGUAUAUGGGCGUAUUCUGAGUCAGCAACUUGUGAAUACAGUUUCAUCAGAUAAAUUCCUAUAUAGACUUGUCAGCAACGUCAUCAAGUAUCAGAUGGUUAUAUGUUACUUCCUAUAUAUUGCAGGUUUUGUAUGGUUUAUUCUUUCACUAAGGAAGAGAUAUUACAAGUACCAAUUUGGUCAAUAUGCAUGGAUUCAUAUGAUACUCAUUGUUGUGUUUGCCCAAUCAGCAUUCACUGUAGCCAACAUAUUUGAAGGCAUAUUCUGGUUUCUUUUCCCUGCAGGGCUAAUUGCUAUGAAUGAUGUUGCUGCAUAUUUCUUUGGUUUCUUUUUUGGGAGGACACCUCUUAUAAAGCUUUCUCCAAAGAAAACAUGGGAAGGUUUCAUUGGAGCUUCUGUUGCCACCAUGAUUGCUGCAUUUGCGUUUGCUAACUUCUUGGGUCGCUUCCAGUGGCUAACAUGUCCAAGGAAGGACUUAUCAACUGGUUGGCUUAAGUGUGACCCUGAUCCAAUAUUUAAGCCAGAGUACAUUCCUUUACCAACAUUAAUUGCUCAAUGGCUUCCUUGGAAAGAGAUAGCAGUUUUGCCAGUACAGUGGCAUGCCUUGUGGAUGGGACUAUUUGCCUCCAUUAUAGCACCAUUUGGAGGAUUUUUUGCAAGUGGUUUCAAAAGAGCUUUCAAAAUCAAGGACUUUGGAGACAGUAUACCUGGACAUGGUGGAGUCACUGACAGAAUGGAUUGCCAGAUGGUAAUGGCUGUUUUUGUCUACAUCUACUAUCAAUCAUUCAUUGCUCCCCAUGACUAUUCAGUUGAGAUGGUUUUAGGCCAGGUAUUGAGGAACCUUGAUAUGGAGGAGCAACAUGCUCUUUACAACAAGCUGGGGCAGGUAUUAAGAGAAAGGCGUUUCAUUCAAGAUUGAUUUAAUGUACAUUUUUUUAUAAACCAUGCUUUGAUUAGUUAAUAUUCAUAGAUGAUGCCCCUAUUGGAACAAGGGGGUAAUCAUCAAAAAAAGAAAAAAAAUUGGUUUUUGACUCAGACUUCUCAUUCUAGCUGCUCAAGUAGGUAUAACUUAUUUCUCUUUA
Molecule: messenger RNA, 1804 nt
Organism: Arachis duranensis
Lineage: Eukaryota; Viridiplantae; Streptophyta; Magnoliopsida; Fabales; Fabaceae
Product: phosphatidate cytidylyltransferase 1-like
Exons: 12
Coding region: 295-1641 (448 amino acids)
Cellular component (GO): endoplasmic reticulum membrane
Molecular function (GO): phosphatidate cytidylyltransferase activity
Source: RefSeq, a predicted model, not a curated record